Messenger RNA from Cordyceps fumosorosea ARSEF 2679, 360 nucleotides. RefSeq names its product hydrophobin. NCBI's taxonomy places the organism in Eukaryota, Fungi, Ascomycota, Sordariomycetes, Hypocreales, Cordycipitaceae. The coding region runs from base 1 to 360 and encodes 119 amino acids. The record is from RefSeq and is a predicted model, not a curated record. The transcript has a single exon.
AUGCACCAAUUGACACUCAUCGUCGCCGCCAUCACCGCCACCAUCUUGGCCUCUCCUCAAAGACGCAGUGACUUGUGGUCCGACGGCGGCAAUCAUAUUCAGACUCUCGGUGAUGCUGCUGCUGCCCAGUGCGGCAAUCACCAACAGAUCUCCUGCUGCAGCAAGGGCAACUUAGCCGGCACAUUGCUGGAUGGUCUUUUAGGCGGAAAUUGCUCCCCCAUUGACCUCAGUGUUAUAGGUAAGCAAGUGGGCGACAAGUCAACUUGGGCCGUUGGACUUACACAGGCGCAGCUGUCGAUGUGCCAAUUACUACGGCCUGCAGCAAUCAGGUCGCCUGCUGCACCGGAGACCAAAAUGUAG